AUGUUGUUCACCACGGCUACUCCCGUCAGCCUUACGGCUAGCCUCACCUCAGGAUAUCUCGUUGCUUCCCCUGGCACUGCCGCCCCCGGGACGACUGCAUCCUGUAGCAAAUGGACGUCUGCAAUUUCCGGCAUGACCUGUGCGAUGGUGGAAAACAUGUGGGAAGUCACGGAGGCCGACGUUGAGCCUUGCAACCCUUUCACCCUCCAAGUCGGAACAGGCUGCAACCUGGCUGCUGGGUUCUACUACUGCGUCCAGGUGAACUUCGGCGGCGCUUGCAACACCACCACCACGACCUCGACUACCUUUGUCACGUCGACCACCCCAUCGACCACCACCGCUGGCAAUGGCAUCAGCACGCCCGACCCGAUCCAGGCGGGUAUGGUGUCCAACUGCAAGUCCUUCCACAUGGUGGCUGGUGGGGACCAAUGUGACAGCAUUGCCUCGGCGGCGGGAAUCUCGCUUGCCAACUUUAAUUGUUGA
This is a messenger RNA of Penicillium nucicola, 483 nucleotides long. RefSeq lists its product as uncharacterized. NCBI's taxonomy places the organism in Eukaryota, Fungi, Ascomycota, Eurotiomycetes, Eurotiales, Aspergillaceae. The record is from RefSeq and is a predicted model, not a curated record. The transcript is spliced from 2 exons. Bases 1 to 483 code for a protein of 160 amino acids.